AUGAAAAGUGGGGAUGAAAAGGCUAGAACAGAUGGGGCAAACAUCACUGAAACGAUUAAAGAUGAAGAGUUUUGGGAAUCCGUGGAGAAUAUUUUAGCCAUUACAAAACCUAUUUUUUUGCUAAUCAAGUUUUGUGAUGGUGAAGGUCUUAAAAUGGGUGAAAUCUACGAAAAGAUGGACAACAUGGUUGGAGAAAUCAAAGAUGUUACGAAGGAUAACAAAUAUGCAGGUUAUUUUGAGGAAAUUAAUCAGAUUGUUUUGGCUAGAUGGGAUAAAAUGCCAAUCCCACUUCAUUGUUUGGGGCAUGCUUUGAAUCCAAGGUUUUACGAUAAACAUUAUCUACAAAAGUUGGCACCCGGUGAUGUUAAAAGAAAAGCUCCGAACCUAGAUGUGGAAGUUUCAGAUGGUGUUAUAGAAGCGUUUAAGAAAAUUGGAGAAGAUGAAGAGGAACGAAGUAUGUUGCGGGCACAAUUUGCAACGUUUCAUAUGAAAAAAGGUAUUUUUUCGAGGAGCGCGGCACAAGUUGAUGCCGUGACAAUGGAUGCAGUUGAUUGGUGGGGUACAUAUGGGUCGGAGACACACGAAUUGGCGGAGGUGGCAAAAAAAGUGCUCUCUCAACCGAUUAGUAGUUCUUCGGCGGACAGAAACUGGAGUACAUACUCCUACAUCCAUAAUGUCAAGAGAAAUCGUUUAAAUUUCAAUAGAGCGGAUAAACUAGUUUUUAUUCACCCUAACAUUAGGCUUCAGAGUCGUUUUUUAGAAUCGUAUAAAUCUGGCCCCCACAAAAAGUGGGAUAUGAACUCGGAAAGCACGUAUAUUGAAGGUUCAAGUGCUCAGUUGGAAGAAAUGGUUUGGGAAGAUCUUGUUGAAGAAGACGUUGAUAACGGGAAAGGAAAAAGGGCACGUCUAGAUUAG
Messenger RNA from Helianthus annuus (common sunflower), 915 nucleotides. RefSeq lists its product as uncharacterized. Gene Ontology annotation, molecular function: protein dimerization activity. The transcript has a single exon. Lineage: Eukaryota; Viridiplantae; Streptophyta; Magnoliopsida; Asterales; Asteraceae. The record is from RefSeq and is a predicted model, not a curated record. The coding region runs from base 1 to 915 and encodes 304 amino acids.